Messenger RNA from Suncus etruscus (white-toothed pygmy shrew), 12403 nucleotides. RefSeq names its product A-kinase anchoring protein 9 (gene AKAP9). The coding region runs from base 230 to 11893 and encodes 3887 amino acids. Gene Ontology annotation, molecular function: molecular adaptor activity; potassium channel regulator activity; protein kinase A regulatory subunit binding. Lineage: Eukaryota; Metazoa; Chordata; Mammalia; Eulipotyphla; Soricidae. The record is from RefSeq and is a predicted model, not a curated record. The transcript is spliced from 51 exons. Gene Ontology annotation, cellular component: synaptic membrane; cis-Golgi network; Golgi stack. Gene Ontology annotation, biological process: signal transduction; positive regulation of peptidyl-serine phosphorylation; maintenance of centrosome location.
UUGGCGGCGGCGUCGCGCGUGCGGCCACGACCGCUCGGCCAGUGAGCGCCGGGACCGGUCCCACUCGGGGCGGAGGGGAGAGCGUCAGGCGCGGCCCCUGCGGCUGCUUCCUGGGCCGUGGCGCCGCCCGCCGAGGCGCGCCUCCCUCGGAAGCCGAGGUUUUCCUGUCCGUGCCGGGCGACCGACCCUCUCUCCCUGUCGUCUUCCCGCAGCCUGCCCGGCGGAGGCCAUGGAGGACGAGGAGCGGCGGAAGAAGCUGGAGGCCGGCAAAGCCAAGCUUGCCCAAUUCCGACUAAGGAAAGCUCAGUCUGAUGGACAGACUCCUAAGAAGCAGAAAAAGAAGAAGAAAACUUCAAGCAGUAAAAAUGAUAUGCCAGCACAUCCAACUUUGAAUAGUGAGCAGCCACAAAGUGAUGAGAUGAGAAUAGAAUCAACUGUGACUCCUGAAUCUGCAAUGCAAAUUUUGCACAGUGGAGAAAUAAUCAAACAUGACCAGUUUUUUUCUGUGGAGCAGGAAAGUGAAAUCUCAACUACAGCAGAUGACUAUAGUUCAGAGGUAAAUGGUUGCAGUAUUUUGGUGAGAAAACAAAAGUCUACAAAUUUAUUAAGGGAAAAAGAAUUUGGAGUUGACGACUCUUACUCUGACCCUGGAGCACAAUGCAGUCAGACUCGCCUAGAGAUGAUGGAAAGUGAGCUGGCUGGGAAACAGCAUGAGAUUGAGGAGCUAAACCGAGAGUUAGAGGAAAUGAGGGCCUCUUAUGGGACUGAAGGUCUAUUGCAGUUGCAAGAAUUUGAGGCUGCCAUUAAACAAAGAGAUGGCAUCAUAACCCAGCUCACUGCUAAUUUACAACAAGCAAGGAGAGAAAAGGAUGAAACAAUGAGAGAAUUUUUGGAACUCACAGAACAAAGUCAAAAAUUGCAGAUUCAAUUCCAGUAUCUACAUGCUAGUGAGACUCUGAGAAACAGCACUCACAGUAACACAGCUGCAGAUUUACUACAAGCUAAACAGCAGAUCCUCACUCAUCAGCAACAGCUGGAAGAACAAGACCAUUUAUUAGAAGAUUAUCAGAAAAAGAAAGAGGACUUCAAAAUGCAAAUUAACUUUUUACAGGAGAAAAUCAGAGCAUGUGAAAUGGAACAAGAUAAAAAAGCAGAAAACUCAAACAAAGAAAUAAUGGAAAAGGAAGCAAUAAUUAAAGAAUUAAAUACAAAAAUAAUAGAAGAAGAAAAAAAAACUCUUGAGUUAAAGGAUAAAGUAACAACUGGUGACAAAUUAAUAGAAGAAUUACAAGAAGAAAUUCUGAAGAAGAAUCAAGAGGUAAAAAAUAUGCAGUUAGAGCUAACUAAUUCCAAACAAAAAGAAAGGCAGUGUUCGGAGGAAAUAAAACAGUUAAUGGGGACAGUUGAAGAACUUCAGAAGAAAAAUCAUAAAGAUAGUCGAUUUGAAACUGAUGUCCUACAAAGAAUGGAGCAAGAAACGCAAAGAAAGCUUGAACAACUCCAAGCAGAGCUAGAUGAGAUGUAUGGGCAGCAGAUAGUGCAAAUGAAACAAGAAUUAAUAAAACAACACAUCUCUGAGAUACAUGAACUUAAUGCACAGCAUAAAAAUGAACUAGAGAAUGCUUUAAAAUCUUGCUCGAAUAUUGCAGUUAAUGAAGAUCAAAUAAAAUUGAUGAAUGUGGCAAUAAAUGAACUGAAUAUAAAACUACAAGAUAGUAACUCUCAAAAAGAAAAAUUCAAGGAAGAACUGGGGGUAAUUUUGGAAGAAAAAUCUGCUCAACAGAGACAGCUUGAAGAUCUUUUAGAAGAACUGAGCUUUUCAAGAGAACAGGUUCAAAGAGCCAGACAGACAAUAGCUGAACAAGAAAGUAAACUCAAUGAAGCACGAAAGGCCCUUAGUACUGUGGAAGAUUUGAAGGCUGAGAUUGUUUCUGCAUCUGAAUCCAGAAGGGAACUUGAAUUGAAACAUGAAUCAGAGGUUACGAAUUAUAAGAUAAAACUUGAUAUGUUAGAAAGAGAAAAAAAUGCUGUAUUAGACCGAAUGGCUGAAUCACAGGAAGCUGAGUUAGAGAGACUGAGGACACAGCUUUUGUUUAGUCAUGAGGAAGAACUUUCAAAACUGAAAGAAAAUUUAGAAAUUGAACAUCAAAUAAAUAUUGAAAAGGUUAAAGAAAACUUAGGCAUUCACCAUAAACAGCAGAUAGAUGACUUACAGAAUGAAAUGGGUCUUAAGAUAGAAACCAUGCAGUUUGAAAAAGACAGUUUGAUAACUAAGCAAAAUCAAUUAAUUUUUGAAAUUUCAAAACUAAAAGAUUCACAGCAGUCUCUUGUAAAUUCUAAAUCAGAGGAAAUGUCUCUUCAAAUCAAUGAGCUUCAGAAAGAAAUUGAAAUACUCAGACAAGAGGAAAAGGAAAAAGGCACACUUGAACAAGAAGUUCAAGAAUUACAACUUAAAACUGAAUUAUUGGAAAAACAAAUGAAAGAAAAGGAGGAUGAUCAUCAAAAAAAAUUUGCACAACUUGUGUCAGAGAAUAGCAUUCUUAAAGAUGAAAAGGAUGCUCUUGAAAACAUGUUGAAAAUAUACACUCCUGUUAAUGAAGAAGAAGGGUUAAUUUUCAUAGAUUCCACUAAGUCCAGAAUGAAAGACUCUAACUGGCAAAAAGAAAUGGAAAUACUGAUAGAGGAAAAUGAGGACCUCAAAAAGCAAUGUGUUGAACUAAAUGAAGAGAUUAAAAAACAAAGGAACACUUUUUCCUUUGCUGAAAAAAAUUUUGAAGUUAACUAUCAAGAAUUACAGGAGGAUUAUGCUUGUCUUCUCAAGGUAAAAACUGAUUUAGAAGACAGUAAAAUUAAGCAAGAAGUAGAGUAUACAAGUCAAAUUAAAGCGCUUAGGGAAGAGCUUCAUAAUUUGCAAAAAAUAAAUCCAACUAUUGCUAAAAUGAGAAGUUCAGUCUUUGAUGAUGACAAAACUUUUAUCACAGAAUUUUUGGACAUUGGUGAGGUUGUUGAAAAAGACACAACAGAACUAAUGGAAAAACUUGAAGUAACUAAGCGGGAGAAAUUAGAACUGUCAGAGAAACUCUCUGAUCUUUCUGAACAAUUAAAACAGAAACAAUGUGAGAUUGCUUUUCUAAGUGAAAAAGUUAAUUCUUUAAAACAAGAGAAAGAGCAAGUUAUGCUGAGAUGUAGAGAAUUAGAAAUCAUUAUUGAACAUAAUAGAAACAAAAACGUUUGUGAUAGACAAUUAAGCUCUUUAAAAGAUGAAGCUGUAACUGCAACAAGCAGUUAUUCUGAAAGGUCAUUUUCUAAAAUAAAUAGCAAUUUGGGCAAACAACCAAAAAAUGUGGAGGACGAUAACAUUCCUUUGGAAACUAUGACUAUCAGGAAAGUAAGCAGUCAAGAACAGUUGAUUUUGGAUCGCUUGCCAUCAGUGACACAUGAAUUGCCACUUGGGUCUACGGAACCAAAUGAAAAUGAGAGACUUCAGUGGAAACUCGGAGAACUUAAAUCAGAACAGAAUGAUUUAAAUCUACAGAUGGAAGCUCAACGUAUAUGCCUCUCUCUGGUUUAUUCAACUCAAGUAGAUCAGGUCCGUGAGCAUAUGGAAAGUGAAAAAGAUAAAGCUCUUUGCAAUCUUAAAGAAGAGCUUGUUCUUGCUCAGGAAGAAAAGAUCAAGGAACUUCAGAAAAUACACCAACUAGAACUUCAGAAUAUAAGAACACAAACAGGUGAUAAUAUUAAACCUUUACAAAUACUCAUUGGAAAUCUUCGCAAGGCAGUGUCUGAAGAAUGUUCUCAAUUUACACAGGCUUUUUGCAGUAUCCUCAGUGAUCAUUAUAUUUCCUCUUCAAAAUGUAAAGAAAAUGUAGAAGAAAAAACAAACUCUGAAAAUCAAGAACUAGAAUUACAAGAUUUUAGAUGUGAAGUUCAAGAUGUUCAAGAAAACAUGCAAGAACUUCUCACCAGAGUAACACAAGAAUGCAACAAACUCUUGGUACUUCAGACACGAUUAAGAAAGAUUCAGGGACAGAAUACAGAUGAUGUGAAAGUUGAAUUUGCUGAAGAAAACCUACCAAAAGAAGAAAUGAAGUUCUUGUCAACUUGUUCUCAGAUGUCCAGUUUGCAAGACAUUGAUGUCAGUCAUACAGGCAAAUUAUGUUGUCUGCAAGAUAUCAAAAUUAAACAACUUGAAGAACCAAUUCAAGAAUUAGAAAAUUCUUUAUCUUCUGUACACCAGCAAUUAAAAGAAGCAGAAGAAAAUCCUGCUACAGAGAUCAACUGUUUGCAUCAAAGGUUUCAAACUGUCAAAGAAGUCACAGUUCAGCCAAGCUUUUCCAUUGAGUCAAAGGCAAUGACUGAAUUUGAUGUACUGAAAACUGGGAGUUGUCUAAAAGAAAAUAUUGGUGGUGCAGUAGAGUUUUCUGAUGAAUUUGGAGUGAAACAGGAAGCACAUGUGGUUAAGUUGCUGGAAAAGCGGUACCAAGAACGAUUAGAAGAAGAAGUAGCUAAGGUCAUUGUAUCAAUGAGUAUAGCAUUUGCUCAACAAACUGAACUAUCAAGAUUCUCCAGGGAAAAAGAAGUCUUGUCAUUAUCAAAACAACCACAAAUUUUGUGUCAGCAUGAAGAACAAAAUUUUGUAAAAGAAAUGAAGUUAUCACAAGGUCGGGUUAAUUUUCAGAGUUCUGUGACAACAGAUAUGACAUUUAAAGACGAAUUUAAACCACUCAGUAAAGAAUUAAGAGAAGAUGGAAAGGAAGUUCUUUUAUCAAAUAAGGACAAUCUCAUGUUAGAGUCAAAGGAGUAUGAACUGACUAUUUCAGAAGAUCUGUUCUCUAAAGAAAAAACAUGUACAACUAGAGAAACUAUCCAUGAUGAGAUUUCAGCAUCAAAUAUGGAUGCUUCUAGGCAAUUAAUGUUAAAUGAAGAACAAUUGGAAGAUAUGAGGCAGGAACUUGUACGACAAUACCAAGAGCAUCAACAGGCCACAGAACUGUUGAGGCAAGCACACAUGCGCCAGAUGGAGAGACAGAGAGAAGACCAAGAACAACUUCAGGAAGAGAUUAAGAGACUAAAUAGACAGUUAGCUCAGAGAUCCUCAAUAGAUAAUGAAAACCUGGUUUCAGAAAGAGAGAGGGUGCUUCUAGAGGAGCUGGAAGCAUUAAAGCAAAUAUCUCUAGCUGGAAGAGAGAAGUUGUGUUGUGAGCUGCACAACAGCAGUACGCAAACACAGAAUGAAAAUGAAAACCAAGGGGAAGUUGAAGAACAGACUUUUAAAGAAAAGGAAUUGAAUCGAAAAGCUGAAGAUGUGCCUCCUAACAUUCUGUCCAAUGAAAGAUAUGCACUCCAGAAAGCUAAUAACAGACUUCUGAAGGUUCUCUUAGAAGUUGUAAAGACAACAGCAGCUGUGGAAGAAACAAUCGGUCGCCAUGUCCUUGGUAUUCUAGAUAGAUCCAAUAAAGGCCAGUCAUCUAGCAGUCUGAUCUGGAGGUCAGAAGCUGAGACACCUAUGAAGUCAUGUGUCCAUGAGGCUCACUCUGGAGUUACAGAUGAUUCUAUUUCCUCUUAUUCUGGAAGUGAUAUGCCAAGAAAUGAUAGUAGCAUGUGGUUGAAAGUAACUGAAGAAGGAACAGAACUCUCACAACGACUUAUUAGGAGUGGUUUUACUGGGACAGAAAUAGACCCUGAAAAUGAAGAACUUAUGCUGAAUAUUAGCUCUCGGCUACAAGCAGCAGUUGAAAAACUUCUAGAAGCCAUCAGUGAAACUAGUAGUCAGCUUGAACAUGCGAAAGUUACACAGACUGAGUUGAUGCGUGAGUCAUUUAGACAGAAGCAAGAAACAGCAGACUACCUUAAGUGCCAAGAAGAACUUCGAGAACGCCUUCAUGAGGAGUCCAGGGCCAGAGAACAACUGGCUGUGGAGCUCAGUAAGGCUGAAGGGGUCAUUGAUGGCUAUGCAGAUGAAAAAACUCUUUUUGAAAGACAAAUUCAGGAAAAAACUGAUAUAAUAGAUCGUCUUGAGCAAGAGUUGUUGUGUGCAGGUAAUAGACUACAAGAAUUGGAAGCAGAGCAGCAGCAGAUUCAAGAAGAAAGAGAAUUACUCUCUAGACAGAAGGAGGCUAUGAAAGCAGAGGCAGGCCCAGUUGAACAGCGACUAGUAGAUGCUGCAGUCGAUGCAGCACCUGGAGCAGAAUUGCUACAUGAAACUGAAAAACUAAUGAAGGAAAAAUUGGAAGUACAGUGUCAAGCUGAAAAAGUAUGUGAUGACCUUCAAAAACAAGUGAAAGCUCUAGAAAUAGAUGUCGAGGAACAAGUUAGUAGGUUCAUAGAGCUGGAACAAGAAAAAAAUGAUGAACUAAUGGAUUUAAGACAGCAAAACCAAGCACUGGAAAAACAAUUAGAAAAAACGAGAAAAUUUUUAGAUGAGCAAGCUAUUGAUAGGGAACAUGAAAGAGAUGUAUUCCAACAAGAAAUACAAAAAUUGGAACAGCAACUUAAGGUUGUACCUCGAUUCCAGCCUGUCAAUGAACAGCAAACAACAGAGGUUGAGCAGUUAACAAAUCAUCUAAAAGAAAAAACGGACAAGUGCAGUGAACUUUUGCUCUCUAUAGAGCAACUUCAGAGGGAUGUACAAGAAAGGAAUGAAGAAAUUGAGAAACUGGAAUUUAGAGUCAGAGAAUUGGAACAAGCUUUAAUCAGCAACACAGACACUUGUCAAAAGGUGGAAGAUCGAAAACAAUUUGGGGUAAUAGAAAGUAAAACAGAAUUAUCUUUAGAAGUACAAUUACAGGCUGAGCGAGAUGCCAUAGACAGAAAGGAAAAAGAGAUCACUAACUUAGAAGAACAAUUAGAACAAUUCAGAGAAGAACUAGAAAAUAAGAAUGAAGAAGUUCAGCAACUACAUAUGCAAUUGGAAAUACAAAAACAGGAAUCUACUACCCGUCUACAAGAAAUUGAACAAGAAAACAAAUUAUUUAAGGAUGAAAUGGAGAAACUAGGAUUUACCAUAAAGGAAUCAGAUGGCAUUUCUGCUCAGGACCAGCAUGUGCUAUUUGGGAAAUUUACUGAGCUAAUGCAAGAAAAAGAGGUAGAAAUUGAUCGAUUGAAUGAGCAAAUUACAGAACUUCAGCAUCAACUUAAAAUUACAACAGAUAACAAGAUUAUUGAGGAAAAAAAUGAACUGAUAAGAAAUCUUGAAAUCCAAAUAGAAUGUUUGAUGAUUGAUCAAGAACGUCUAAAGAAAAAUAGAGAAGAAGAAAUAGAGCAACUUAAUGAAGUGAUUGAAAAGCUUCAACAGGAAUUGGCAAAUAUUGAACAGAAGACACCACUAGAUGCUAAUUCUUUCCCAGAAGAGGCAGAUAGUUUAAAACAUCAGUUGGAUAUGGUGACAGCUGAAAAACUUGCUUUAGAACAGCAAGUAGAAACUACUAAUGAAGAAAUAGCUUUAACAAAAAAUGUGCUAAAAGAAACAAAUGUUAAAAUGAACCAACUAACACAAGAAUUAUGCAACUUAAAGAGAGAACGUGAAUAUAUGGGGAAAAUUCAAAGUAUACCAGAAGAAAAUAUUCCUGUAGUUAUGGAUGUUCUAAACAGAAACAAAUCUGAACAGGAAGUAGACCUGACUGAAGAUAUUCAUAUACCUCUGGAAAAUCAGACUUGCCCCAAGUAUUUGGAAGAAAACAGCAAAAUGACCAUAAACAGUUUUGAAACAGAGAUGCUACAUGAGAACAUUGUGAGUGCAAAAGACUUAGAGCUUACACGGUGUUAUAAACAAAUAAAGGACUUGCAGGAGCUAGGCCAAUCUGAAGCAGAAAUGCUUAAGAAGAAGAUUAUAAAUCUACAGAAUACACUUGAAGAAAAAGUUGCUGCUGCUCUUGUUAGUCAAGUCCAACUUGACGCAUUUAAGGAGUAUGCAAAAAUCUGUCAAGAAAAGCAAAAAAAUUCAUUGGGAUCUGAAAAAGCAAAUAUACAGAAUUUAAGUCAAUUAACAGACAGUGAGAUGAAGUUAGAUGUACAAACAUUAACCUUAAGAAUAUCAGAAUUAGAAAGCCAGGUUGUUGAAAUGCAAACAAGUUUGGUUUUAGCAAAGGAACAGUUGGAAAUUGCAGAGAGAAAGGCUAUGGAAAAAGAGAAGAAGCUAUUAGAGCUACAGAAGCUAUUGGAGGACAAUGAGAAAACACAAAUUAUAGAAAUGAAAAGAAGUCCUCAAGGAGAUUUUGAUGUUCUCAUGACUACCACUGAACUAAAUCAAAAUAAUGAAGAAAGUGAAGUAUUUGAUCAACUUGAAGCUCUUAGAGCUGAAUCAGCAACUACCAAACAAGAACUUGACAGUUACAAACAGAAAGCAGAAACACUUCAAGUAGAGUUGUUGGUAAGAGAAAGAAAAAUAGAAUCUCUACAGAAAGAACUAAAUGAAGUUAGAGAUCAACUAACUGAGGCAGAAGAGAAGUUAGCCUGUUUCUUAGAAAAAGAAGCUAAGACUGAGGUACAAGAAAACGGAAAGCUCUGCAUAUUAGAGCCACUUCCUAUUAAAAUGGUUAAAAGUGCUGCAUCCCAAACCAGUGGGACAGUCAGAGUCAGUAGCAAUGAUCAGACUCCAGAAGUUCUUGUUAGAAAUGCAGGAAUCCAAAUUGAUUUGCAGAAUGACUGUUAUUCAGAAGAAGUGAGUGAAAUUAUCAGUCAGUUUACUGAAAAAAUUGAGCAAAUGCAUGAACUACAUGCUGCUGAAAUUUUGGACAUGGAAUCCAGGCAUAUUUCAGAAACGGAAACCUUAAAGAGGGAACACUAUGUUGCUAUUCAGUUACUGACAGAGGAAUGUGGUACCUUGAAGGCAGUGAUACAGUGUCUGACACCUAAAGAGGGAUCCACAGUUUCUGAAGUAGCACAUUCUGAUUCAUAUCAAACAAGAGAAGUUUGUUCCAGUGAUUCUGGAUCAGACUGGGGUCAGGGAAUUUAUCUUACACAAAGUCAAGGAUUUGAUACAGCAUCAGAAGACCGAGGAGAAGAAGGUGAAAGUUCAGCAGAUUCAUUUCCAAAGAAAAUAAAGGGAUUACUCAGAGCUGUCCAUAAUGAAGGCAUGCAAGUGCUCUCACUCACUGAGUCUUCUUAUAGCGAUGGAGAGGACCAUUCUACUCAGCAAGUUUCAGAGUCUUGGCUAGAAGAAAGAAGAGCUUACCUCAGUACAAUAUCAUCUCUUAAGGAUUUGAUAACCAAAAUGCAAGUGCAUAGAGAAGCUAAGGUUUAUGAGAGUUCUCAUCCUCAUGAAAACUUUACCGACUGGCGAAGUGAACUUCUGCUAGCCCUUCAACAAGUUUUCUUAAAAGAGCGUGGUGUCUUACUAGCUGCCUUUCAGACUGAGUUAACAGUUCUAGGUACUAGAGAUGCAGUUGCAUUAUUAAACUGUUUGGAUCGCAGAAUAAAAGAACAGGGUAUUGAAUAUCAGGAAGCUAUGGAAUGGCUGCAGAAUGCAGAUAGAAGGAGUUUGUUAUCUGAAAUUCAAGAACUGCGUGACCAAAUAAAUGGUAGGAAAAUGAUUUUGAAAAGAGAGCAAGAAAGUGAUCAACCAAGCCAAGAUCUCUUGAAAUAUAAUAUGCAUCAUAAGCAGUCUCAGAUACUAGAGAUGCAAGUGGAGCUUGGCAGUGUGAAAGACAGAGCAACAGAACUGCAAGAACAACUGAGUUCUGAGAAAAUGGUGGUUGCUGAACUGAAGAGUGAACUUGCACAAACUAAAUUGGAACUAGAAACAACACUCAAGGCACAGCAUAAGUACUUGAAGGAAUUAGAGGCAUUCAGGUUGGAAGUUAAAGAUAAAACAGAUGAAGUACAUUUGCUUAAUGACACAUUAGUAAGUGAACAAAAAAAAUCGAGAGAGCUCCAGUGGGCUUUGGAAAAAGAAAAAGCCAAACUAGGACGCAAUGAAGAGCGUGGUAAAGAAGAACUUGAGGAUCUGAAAUUUUCACUUGAGGGUCAGAAACAAAGGAAUAUUCAGCUAAAUCUACUUCUAGAACAACAGAAACAGCUACUAAAUGAAUCACAGCAGAAAAUAGAAUCACAAAAAGUGCUGCAUGAUGCCCAGCUAUCAGAAGAACGAGGUCGAAACUUAGAGCUUCAAGUUCUUCUUGAAUCAGAGAAAGUUCGAAUCCAGGAAAUGAGUAGUACCUUGGAGAGAGAGCGAGAAUUGCAUGCACAGUUGCAGAACUGUGAUGAGAAUGGGCAGCCUUGGCCCAUGUUACCCUCUGAAAAUAUACUGAAAGAGCUACAGAAACAGUUAGAGGAGAAGCACAGUCGGAUAGUAGAAUUGUUAAAUGAGACUGAAAAAUAUAAGCUGGAUUCUUUGCAAAUAAGACAGCAAAUGGAAAAGGAUAGGCAAGUUCACAGGAAGACAUUACAGACAGAACAAGCGGCAAACACUGAGGGACAGAAAAAAAUGCAUGAACUCCAGUCAAAAGUGGAGGAUCUUCAGCGCCAGCUUGAAGAGAAAAGGCAGCAAGUCUAUAAAUUAGACCUUGAAGGAAAACGACUACAAGGAAUUAUGCAGGAAUUCCAAAAGCAAGAACUAGAAAGAGAAGAAAAAAGAGAAAACAGAAGACUUCUCUAUCAGAAUCUUAAUGAGACAAGCACGUGGAGUUUAACUGAUGAUCGAACUAGAAAUUGGGUUCUUCAGCAAGAAAUAGAAGGAGAGACAAAUGAAUCAAGCUACCCUAAACUAAUUGAAAUGAAUGGAGGAGGCAGUAACUCUAACCAUGAGUUGGAAAUGAUCAGACAAAAGCUUCAACAUGUGUCUGUAAAACUACAGCAACUUGCCCAGAAAGCUUCCAACAGAUUACAGUUUGAAACAGUAGAUGAUGAAAACUUUAUUUGGGUUCAAGAAAGUAUUGAUGAAAUUAUUUUACAACUGCAAAAAUUAAUGGUACAGCCAUCUGAGGAGCCUAGCUUAGUGGACCCCAAUACUUCUUGUGGCUCAUUGACUGAACAACUAUUGAGACAAAAUGCUGAUUUGACAAGACAUAUCAGUCAACUGACUGAAGAAAAGAAUGAUUUAAGAAAUACAGUUAUGAAGCUGGAAGAGCAGGCCCGGUGGUAUCGACAGACUGGAGCUGGCAGAGAUUAUUCUUCUAGGUUUCCAUUCAGUGGUGGUUUCAACAUCGAAGCCAUCAUUGCUUCUGAAAAAGAAGUCUGGAGUAGAGAAAAGUCAGCUCUCCAAAAAUCCUUAAAAAGGGCAGAAGCUGAAGUAUACAAACUGAAAGCUGAACUAAGAAAUGAAGCUUUACUUCAGAACUGGAGUCCUGAUUCUGAACAUCACGCUUUAAAGAUAAUUUAUGGUAAAUACCUGAGAGCAGAAAGUUUCCGGAAAGCUCUGAUUUAUCAGAAGAAAUACCUGCUGCUGUUACUGGGUGGUUUCCAGGAAUGUGAAGAUGCCACUCUGGCUUUGCUUGCCCGGAUGGGGGGCCAACCAGCCUUCACAGAUCUUGAGGUGAUCACCAACCGUCCAAAGGGUUUCACCCGGUUCCGGUCAAUUGUCAGGGUAUCUCUGGCAAUUUCAAGGAUGAAAUUUUUGGUUCGACGGUGGCAUAGAGUCACAAGUUCUGGUUCUAUCAAUAUUAACAGGGAUGGUUUUGGAUUGAAUCCAGGGCUGGAGCUAUAUGGAGAACCAAGACAAACUACAUACCGCUCAAGAUCAGAUUUGGAUUACCCACGGUCUCCUUUACCAUUUCAAAACAGGUACCUAGGCCCUCCAGCCGAUUUAAAUCCUGGUUCCCUAGCAUGUUCUCAACUUCAGAAUUACGAUCCUGACAGGGCCCUGACAGAUUAUAUUACUCGCCUAGAAGCACUGCAGAGAAGACUUGGAACUGUACAGUCAGGUUCGGUUCAGUUUUAUGCUGGUAUGAGAAGAUAAUUCUUUGAAAAAUCUUGACUCAAAAUGAUUUUGAACAAAUUACCUUUUGUAAAUCAAUGGGUUAUUUUGUCCUUUUAUAUUGUGGGUAUUCACUGGGACCAAUGCGAACACAGCUUAUGAUUGUACACAAAUCCCUUACCAGCACAUGAGAACAAACUGGAAUUUGUACAUACAAACAUUGUGUAUGUAUUCAUGCACAGUUAUCACUAAAUUAAAUGUAUAUUUGUGGAAUGCUAAUUUAAAUGAUUAAAUUAUAAACUUUGUGUAUUUAUCAAAUGGGUUAAAAGAUCAAACUUUUGCGCAUUAUGAUACUGCUGAAUGUGUAGCUUGAGGUGUUCCUGUACUUUUCUUAUAAGGCUACUGAGGUUACAUGUUUCUGCCUAAUAUAUUUGCUACUGGUGAUGAAGACAUAUCACUUGUAGAGAACUAUUUUUGUAUAAUGGUAGAAGUUUUGAAUUUUAUGGGGUAUUUUGUCAAGUACUGAAAUAAAAAUUACUUCACCAUUUUAAA